Messenger RNA from Pestalotiopsis fici W106-1, 1338 nucleotides. RefSeq lists its product as uncharacterized. The transcript has 2 exons. Gene Ontology annotation, cellular component: cytosol. Bases 1 to 1338 code for a protein of 445 amino acids. The record is from RefSeq and is a predicted model, not a curated record. Gene Ontology annotation, biological process: guanine catabolic process. Lineage: Eukaryota; Fungi; Ascomycota; Sordariomycetes; Amphisphaeriales; Sporocadaceae. Gene Ontology annotation, molecular function: guanine deaminase activity; zinc ion binding.
AUGGCUUUGGUAUUCCACGGCACGGUCAUUCACUCACUCGGCCCCACGGAGCUCGAGAUACUGGAAGAUGCCCUGUUGAUCGUCAGAGCCGACGGAACCGUCCAAAGUCUUGACGCCGGGGUCGCCAAGUCCUCGGUGCCGAACCUGCUGGCGGCACGCGGCCUCGACGACGAGGUCCGAUACCUGAGCAGGGGCGAGUUCCUGAUCCCGGGGUUUGUGGACACGCACAACCACGCGCCUCAGUAUGCUCAGCGGGGACUAGGGCAGAGCAUGCACAUUCUCGACUGGCUGGAUAAUGUCACGUUUCCCAAUGAAGCGCGGUUCGCCGAUGUCGCCUAUGCUGAGCGCAUAUACGGGGCAUGCGUAGAUGGGUUUCUGAGGCAGGGUAUUACCACGGCGUCAUACUAUGGCUCAAUGCAUGCCGAUGCCACAAACAUACUGGCCGACUUGUGUCUCAAAAAAGGACAGCGGGCGUUUGUCGGAAAGUGCAAUAUGAACCGGAACGCACCAGACUUUUAUAGAGAUGCCACAGUCGAGUCGUCACUAGGGGACACAGAGAAAUGCAUCGAGCACAUUCGCAAGAUUGACCCAGAGAGUAAGCUUUUGAAGCAUGUACUCACGCCGCGCUUUGCCAUUACUUGCGAUCCGGAGCUGCUGCAAGGUUUGGGUCAGAUUGCUGCGAAUAACCCCGACCUGCCGAUCCAGACGCAUUUCAAUGAAGCCGAGCAGGAAAUGAAUUUCACCAAGACCCUGUUCCCGCAAUUCGACAACGAGGUUGACUUGUACAAUUCAUAUGGGCUUCUGAAUCAGCGAUCGAUCCUGGCGCAUUGCUGCUUCGUGAGCGAGUACGAGCUGACCCAGCUAAAGGAGCUCGGCUGUGGCGUGGCCCACUGUCCAAUCUCCAACAUGACGGUCGGAGGUGGCUUCAUGGCGGCCCCGAUCCGCGAGUUCUUGCGCAGAGGCAUAAAGGUCGGGCUGGGCACCGACAGCGGCGGCGGCUUCUCGGCGAGCAUCCUCGACGCCAUGCGCCAGGCCCUGGUGGCGUCCAACGCGCGCGAGGUCAUGAGCCAGGGCCGCGACAAGGGCCUCGACCUGGCCGAGAUCUUUUUCCUGGCCACGCUCGGCGGCGCCCAAGUCUGCUGUCUCGAGGACAAGGUUGGCAACUUUCGCGUGGGCAAGCACUUUGACGCCUUGCUCAUCAAUAGCAGCCGGCCUGGCGUCAUGACCAUGCUGGAGGAUUGGGAUUCGACUCGGACGAUUUUUGACAAGUUCAUCAUGACGGGCGAUGAUAGGAACAUCGAGUUGGUCUUUGUAAAUGGUCGACGGGUGAAGCCUUAG